AUGGCAGGCUUUGGUCUUUUCGGAUCUCUUCCGGUAGAGCUGCGCCUCAAGAUCUGGAGAUUCGCACUCGAGCACGAAGAGCCUCGACCCCAAGCCCGGCGACACAUGCCCGCUACGCUCGUCUCCUACAUCGGCGGCGAGCGCGGAGAACACAAGCUCCCCGCCGUCUCAGCCAUCUCUCGCGAGAGCCGAAAGGAGUUCCUGCGACUCUACGUCCGCUUCCUCGACCCGCAAGCCCCCGCCCACAGAUCCCCGCAGAGCCAUGGCUACGCGCAUCCACGCAUGGUUCUCGGGAUACACGUCGACUAUGAUGAGGCGAGCAUGAGCCACGGCGUGGCUUCCACGGAACAGGAGCAGUACACUCUCGGAUACAUGACGGACGCCCCCGUCUUGCCCCAGGCUGCUCGGGAGCAGAUCCGAGAGGUCCGGCUCCACGACGUCGAUUUCGUAGCUCGUGCAAAAGGCAGCGUCCAGAUCUUUGAUCCGGACCCGAGCGUCGGCCCCAGGUCCACGGAAGCCAUCUUGUCCCGAAACCCGUUGUGCGACGUCAGACUCCCGCCCCUUCGCCUUCCCAACCUAUCGGCCGUACAGAUCGUGAGCCUCUCGAUCCCCCAGACCGAGCUCAGGGCGCUUUUCGGACCGCGUUUCCACACCCACUACGACUUCAGAUUCCGAUACUCACAGUCGUCCGGCACAGUCUAUGUUGCCUUGGCUAGCUUCCGCUGGUUCCACCGCCCGCUCGGCUGUCGCAUGUUGCAGCUUGGCUUUUCAAGGCCAUGGCCUCGCGUCUUCAUUCGAAUCGAACUUUGUUUCAUAUGGAGAUUAUCGGCCCAGUAUGUUGCUCUGCGUCUGGGACAAGAUCGAAGCCGAGGUUAG
Colletotrichum navitas is the source of this 876-nucleotide messenger RNA. RefSeq lists its product as uncharacterized. The record is from RefSeq and is a predicted model, not a curated record. The transcript has 2 exons. The coding region runs from base 1 to 876 and encodes 291 amino acids. Lineage: Eukaryota; Fungi; Ascomycota; Sordariomycetes; Glomerellales; Glomerellaceae.